AUGGCGGUCUCCCACACCACGCGUGAGCCACGGCCCGGCGAAGUCCACGGCGCGUCCUACUAUUACAUCUCGCGGGACGAGUUUGCCCGUCUCAUUGGCGCCGAGGCGUUUAUUGAACACGCGGAAUUCAAUGGCAACCUGUACGGGACCAGCAAACAGACCGUCGAGGACCAGGCGGCCAAGGGGUCGAUUGUGGUCCUGGGCAUUGAGAUGGAGGGCGUGAAGCAGCCGAAACGCAUACCAUCUGCUGCACAAGGGGAUGUGGACUACCGCUUCAUUUUUGUCCGGCCGCCCGACUUCGCCACGCUCGAGUCUCGCCUGCGCGGGCGAGGCACCGAAGACGAGGCGAGUAGACGCCCGGCAUGCAUGACAAAGGUUGUUGUGAACAACGACCUGGACGCGGCCUACAAGGAGUUACACGACUUUGUGUUCCGGAAGGCAGACCAUGGCGGAAAGGACGCGUGA
Molecule: messenger RNA, 465 nt
Organism: Sporothrix brasiliensis 5110
Lineage: Eukaryota; Fungi; Ascomycota; Sordariomycetes; Ophiostomatales; Ophiostomataceae
Product: guanylate kinase
Exons: 2
Coding region: 1-465 (154 amino acids)
Cellular component (GO): cytosol
Molecular function (GO): GMP kinase activity
Source: RefSeq, a predicted model, not a curated record